UCCGUCAGCAGAAUAACCGCAUGGAACCAGGCAGUAUAUUUCCAGAUGGCGUCCCACCAACGCAACAACCAUCUGGGUCUCGGAGACGGCACAGCUCCAAUAUGAAUGUGUAUGCCGACAUCAAUGAAGAAACCAUGGAAAAUUAUCAUUACAUCUGUGAGCAAAACUCACCAGAUCAGUAUGACGAAAUCAACGUCACAAACUAUGACCGCGAUAUCGAAAUCGUGCCUUCAAAAGAAUUUACGGACGAAAGUAUUUCUGGACGGAGCGUAGCAAAGUCUGAAGGCAAAAAUGUUUUUGACAGUGCUGAAGAAACGGUGCGGGGCGUCACAGAAUUUAAUGGUGAUAUUGAUCAGGUGUGUAAGUCAGACAGUACGAGCGGAGUAAAUCCCAAACGUAGCGACAUGAAAUCUAAUAGCAACAAUGAACUUGUGGGCACGAACGAUAUUUUGGACCUUGAAGCACAUUGCCAAACAACCAAGGCCGAAAACAGGCAAAUGCAAGCUGCUAAAUAUUGCAACGAGGGAGAGGACAUCAACGAAGAAACCAUGGACUAUUAUCAUUACGUCUGUGAGAAAAACUCACCAGAUCACUAUGACGAAAUCAACGUCACAAACUAUGACCGCGAUACCGAAAUCGUGCCUUCAAAAGAAUUUACGUACGAAAGUAUUUCUGGACGGAGCGUAGCAAAGUCUGAAGGCAAAAAUGUUUUUGACAUUACUGAAGAAACGGUGCGGGGCGUCACAGAAUUUAAUGGUGAUCUUGAUCAGGUGUGUAAGUCAGAUAGUACGAGCGGAGUAAAUCCCAAACGUAGCGACAUGAACUCUAAUAGCAGCAAUGAACUUGUGGGCACGAACGAUGUUUUGGACCUUGAAGCACAUUGCCAAACAACCAAGGCCGAAAACAGGCAAAUGCAAGCUGCUAAACAUUGCAACGAUGAUGAAAACAUAUUUGGUGAUUUAGGACAAUUUCAAGUGGAUUAUAUUCAUGCUAUUGCGAGUGAAUGUGAACUGCUUGAUAAUAAAUUAGAUCAUCAAACGGUACAGUCUUCCCUAUAAAUGACUUAAAACAGUGUUAUUAAUGUAUAAACGUGUAUUCACGAUAUAAUGCCUAUUAGAACUAUUUAUCAUAUACUAUAGUUGUCGUAGUUCUAGGUUUUGUAAAUAUGACGUAUGGACAAUUAAAUGGCUUUGUAUUUUCGCGUAUGCCUGCGUGUAAGACGUUUACAUGAGAUAUUCAACAUUGGAGUGUAAAUAUGACGUAUGAAAUAUCAAAUGGUCAUAUUCUUUAACAUUUCUUUUUCUUUUUUGUGUUUAAAAUAACUUGCAUGAUUUAUGUCGGACUUUUUAGCAUUGCUCAUCGUCUACAAACGUAAAAGUUAUACUAUUAAGUUUAAAGAUAGUUGAUUAUGUGUCAGCCACGCAUCCAAGCUACCUUGGUACCCUAGGUACUCGAUCCGCACCAUGGUACUACCGUAAAUUGCAAAAUAAUUGUAAUGGAUAUAUUACACGGAAAACAAGGGUUAAACUGGACAGAUCCAUGUAUGACAAGUAAUCCGCGUAAAUACAUGAACUCUCACUGUAAUAUUAUUAAAUUCUGUACUUCUUCUCGCAGUACUUUAGCUGUCAAACAAAUGGUUGAGAACAUUGAACUAUAUUGGUAAUAUCUUCGC
Mya arenaria is the source of this 1672-nucleotide messenger RNA. RefSeq lists its product as uncharacterized. NCBI's taxonomy places the organism in Eukaryota, Metazoa, Mollusca, Bivalvia, Myida, Myidae. Bases 21 to 1058 code for a protein of 345 amino acids. The transcript has 3 exons. The record is from RefSeq and is a predicted model, not a curated record.